Molecule: messenger RNA, 4861 nt
Organism: Mytilus californianus (California mussel)
Lineage: Eukaryota; Metazoa; Mollusca; Bivalvia; Mytilida; Mytilidae
Product: protein PF3D7_1417600-like
Exons: 10
Coding region: 125-4522 (1465 amino acids)
Biological process (GO): intrinsic apoptotic signaling pathway in response to endoplasmic reticulum stress; mRNA processing; IRE1-mediated unfolded protein response
Cellular component (GO): IRE1-TRAF2-ASK1 complex
Molecular function (GO): RNA endonuclease activity; protein serine/threonine kinase activity; ATP binding
Source: RefSeq, a predicted model, not a curated record
UUAUAGUUACAUACGGGAUCAGUUCAACAAAAAGAUUUGUGUUGAUUUUGAGAACGGAAGAGGAAUUUGGAACAAAUUUUGGGAAAGCUUCAAUGAUGUACAGAAACAGCAUCGAGACAAAAAGAUGGCUGAACUUCUUGAAGAGGAAGAAAGAGAGAGAAAUAAGAAAAUUAAGAAACGCGAAAGAAAGAAACAGCGACGUAACAAAUUACAAGCAGUGAAAACAAAAUGCAACGGCGACGUUGAGAAAAUGAAUUGCGAUGAGAUAGGUAAUGAAAAUAGAGAUCAAUUAAUCGAAAAACAUACUGAAAUCCUCCAUUCUAAGACAAAGGAUACAGAAGUGAUUCAAUGCAAUGGAAAAAAUUCAGACUUUCACCAUAAAGAAGAAAAAAGGAACCUGAAAUACGAAAAUGUGACUGAAAAUGCUAGAACAUCCAAAUCGCGUCGCUAUGCUAAGUCAAAAAACUUCUUAGAUGAGGUGUCUGCUCAAAGUAAUUACGGAACAAAUGAAACUCAGUCAGAAACACAAAAUGACAAAUGGGUCACUGUGCAAACCAGGAAAGCUAAUUCACGACCUGAUACAAGUACAUUAGAAACUGACAGUCAAGAUAUAAAACCUAGCAAGAAACUUCAAUCAAACGCAAUUGACCAACAAAAAGGCAGUAAGCGUUGGGCUGAUGUAGCGAGGAGUCAAAUAUUCACUAAACAUUGUAAGGAGAAACCAGUAAACAGUUUGGCAAACGACUGUGAAGUCAGCGUGACAGUACAUGGCAGUCUUAAAGAAAAACACAAAUACAAAAGAGGCGAUUAUGAAGAUGAUUUUCCAAGUCUAGACCCAAAGACGUCGUCCAAAAGAAAUUCACCAAUUGAGCAAAGGCGAAAGUCAAACGAAUCUAAUAGUCCUAUGAUUGAUGAAUGGUGUCCUGAGGAGUGUCCUGACGAAUGGACAGCAAGAAGUACUAGUUCAACACCAACUGAACUUGAAAGGUACAGUUCUUAUUCAGACAGCAAUAAUGAUGACAAUCAGACAUUGGAAACGCUGGACCUAAUUGUUGAAAAUACACCAGGUACUUCUUAUCAAAAUUCGACAGAAGCAGUUCGAAAUACAGGGGAAAUGAAUAGAGAUGUCCUCGGUCUAUCGAAUACCUGCAUUGAUUUUGGUUUUGUUACUACAGACGAGAAAGAGAAAGCAAUAGAAUCUGCGCUAGACACUGCAAAAUAUACCUUUUCCAAAGCACAGAUGACGUAUUGGCAAAAUAGAGACUUUGUGCCCCUUCUAUAUGAAAAUGGAGUUCCACAUUUCAGCAAUACAGACGAUCAAGUCAAGAUGCAAGUAGGUAAAAACAGGCAAAACAUGACGACAACAACAACUAAGACGGAGAAUUCUAAAUCGUACAAUGGAAAACGUAUAUACACGACACAGCCUGCACAGAGUGAAUGUAUAUCUGAUAUCAACCAUGAAAAUCAAGGACUGAGAAGCAUAAGAGCUGAAACAAAAUCGGCAGAAUUUUGUGAUCCGAAUUUAAAAAAUGUCAGUUAUAAGAAUAAGGCUCAACCAGUGGUUGAUGAAGUUAACAAUAUAAAGUCCAAUAAUGAUAACGCUCCUCAAUAUAUGAACAUCGGACAAAGUAUAUAUAACAACAGAAAGACCAAUACUCAUAACGCUCAUCAUUAUAUGAACCCAACAAAUCAUAUACAAACAGAACCAAGCCCUGAGAACUUUGGCGAAUCAGAAGCUGUCAAAAAUUGGCUGAGAAACGAUUCAUUCAAUAUGAUGUCUAAACCUGGACCACAUAUUGUCGAUAAUAGAAAGUUCAAUGGAGGUUCACCUUUGUCGGUGUCUUUAGAUAAAAUGAAGUAUUCUAACAAAAUUGACACAUUAAUACCGAAUUACCCAAUGCCAUGGCAACAAACAGAACCCCAAACGAAUCCAUUAGCAAAGGCUUCCGAGAAGAAUAUAAAGAAAGAUGAUCAUACAAAGGCUACCAAUCCAAAUAUCGCUGUAAGUGAUACCAAUACUACCAAUAAUAUUUCUCAGCCAAAUGCUACUACAUUUUUCACUAGCCUCAGUAAUUGUGCAAUGGCUAGCACGCAGAAUGAAAAUAAAAGCGACCGAUCGCUUGUUGACUCGAACAAUCAACAUUUGAACGAGGCAACGAAAAAUAACUUGAAUUGUACUAGAACAGAUAGCUAUAAGUUGUCAAGAAACUGUUUAAAUGGACAGGCCAAUGCAGAUGAAACAGAGAAUUGGUAUUUAAGUUCAAAUAAUCUCAAUAGGGUAGAAACGAAAUCAAAAAUGGCAGAGAAAGAAUUCGAUGUCAAUAGUAUUGCUGUUGUUAAACCACUAGGGCCAAUUUCCAAAAGAGGCAACGAUGAGAGCUCAAGGAUGACCAGUAACAACACCUGUUCAGACAAAAACUGUGAUCUAGGUGAAAGUAUUCUUAGAAAUGUAGCAAAUUUAGAUAUUGCUGAUGAAGAUGUAUGGUAUCCAUCUAGACUUAGAGGAGAACCUGAGGAACAACAACCACGUCAAUUUAGCUCCAAUCAAACUAAUAUUUUCCCUGGUUUUCAUGAUAACUCUUCUACUGAAGACAAUGACAGGGACACUUUCGACUUUGGCUUUAGUGAUAUUAAGAAAUUGGCAAGUUACCAAUUGCAAAAGCAAUACAAUGAAGUUCGAAAGAGAGGACCGGUAUAUGGGUCGUUGUAUUUCCACGACAUUCCUUACUAUGCUUCUUGUCUUGGAAUUUCAGAACAUGAACUAGAACGCUCAUUCGUAUCGGAUUUAAAAACUACUUUCCAGUGUACCAAUGAACAACAAACGGUUAAUGAUAUUGUUCAAUUGAACGAACACAAAUUAAACGUGGCAAUUGAUGCAACGAGUAACAUAGCCGACAAUUUACAAGACGACAACAUUCCUGAUUUGUAUAAUUUUACACCAGAUACAACACCACCUGCAAAUCAAGCUGUUAUCACAAGAUCAGAUAACGACGAACCGUACCCUUACCUCCUUGCUCAAGAAUAUGCUACAGAUGCUGGCACUAUGAAUCAUAUAAAAAAACCAGUGUACGAACCUACACUCUGUGAGAAAUAUAGGUACCAAUUAGCACAACAAAUUCAGAAUAUCCAGACCAAAAAUCAUAUGCAGAGUACAAGUACCGAAAAUCGUUCACCAAUGGUACUCCAGACAGGUGUGCAAGAUAACGGAUUAUGUCAUCCACACAAAUAUGCACAUGAACACAAUACCAUUCAACCAUGGAUACAAAGGAGCAUGAGAUGGCGACAGAAGCUGAUGGAAAUAAGAAACCUACCAGCAACGUGCAUGAAACGGUUGGACAGCAUUUUGAUCCCGGUUAACAAUGAGAAAUAUCUUUUUCCUUACUCGGAUACAAAUGCAGUACUUGGUUUUCUUACCGACGGAUCAGAAGUUCUGGUUCAUAUUAUAGAUAUGACAUCUCGGACUAUCAACUCGGACAUUCUUAGAAGUAUUACUUCACCUCGAAACUCACAUUACUUUCUUGUUAAGUAUCGGACAUUUGCGUUCGAAAGUGGUCGAUGCUACGUCGCCAUGAAUUUGCCAGAAUAUUCUCUCAGUGAAUACCUGUCUAUAUUGAAAUCAGAUAGUCGAUCAGACCCAAUGGUUGUCAACAAACUCGCCUGGCAGUUCCUAAAAGGCCUUUCAUCUAUACACGAGGGACUCGGCUUGCAGCACGGUAACAUGAUGCCUUCUAAUAUAGUUGUUGAUGUAGAGGGUAAAUUGAUGUUGAGUGAAUAUAGCUUUCUAAAACCAGAGACAGCCAAAGGAAAAUUCAUGGGUCUUACAGCAGUAGAACAUGAUAGGGCGUGUUGGAGUCCUUCGGAAGUUAUAACAGAAACCGAACCUUACUCAUUGAAAUCAGAUAUCCAGGUAGCGGGUAUGAUAUUACAUUACAUCUUGUCGGGUGGACAUCAUCCAUAUGGAGAAAUAAAUCUCGAAAUACAAGUUAGUCUCCAGCAAAACUGGCCCAAAAUGGCUUAUAUCAGCGAUGAAGUCAACGGACUUAUAAAUGACAUGUUAGUUAUGCCACCAUCAACAAGACCAUCCAUGGAACAGAUCUUGAAACAUCCUUAUUUCUGGGCCAAUGAAAAACGUUUACGGUUUGUGUUAAUUGCUGGAUCCGACGUUCUGCGUGACAUGAAAUCAGGUACAUCUACGACAGGUGGGACAGGUUGGACAAUGAUUGAUAUUAUCAAUAGUGCCUGUAAAAAUGCCAUGUUUUGUGAAUGGACGUCAGUUGUUGAUCUUGUGGUUUUGAAAGAGAUGAGAUCCUUCCGCCAAUACAAGAACACAUUGGUGGAACUAGUUUUAUUUGUUUACAACUGCUGCUUACAUUAUGACAAACUUUCACAGUCGGCAAGAGACAUCAUUGACGAACCAUGUAAAUAUUUCCUAACAACCUUCCCUGCAUUGUUCAUGUCAGUUUACACCGCUAUAAAAUCAUCGUUUCGCGUAGAACGUGCUUGUUACAAACCGUUCUUUUAACCAACAAAUUGUGACAUAGAAAUAAAAUCAUGACAUUAUGGUUUUGAUAAUCGUUGCAUGAACUUUUGUACUCAUUAAGUGUUUUAUAACUAUCUGUUACAACAUUUUUGUAGCUAUUUUUUUCAAAUACUUAUUUUUGAUCCAUUUUUUGAAAGGGCAGCAUUUUUAAAUGAACUUUAUUCCAUUUUUUAUGAAUAUUUAUAAAUUUUUAAUGAUUGUGAAUUAUUUUCUAUAUUCAGAGUCUUUCAACAAUUUUAGUGAUAUAUUUUCGUGUUGUAUGAUUUAUACAUCUCAAUGACAUCUUUUGUAAAACAGAUAAAAUCUUUUUAUAGAAAACAA